AUGCCCGGUCUCCUCUCCACACUUCGAGGUGGCUUCACUACACCUCUACUCCGCAUCUUAGGUUUUACGAUCUUGGGUCCUGCAGCCGGUACGUAAUCUAUAUCUUUAAUGCCAUCUUUUUUCUCUCGUCCCAUUACCUUGGAGUUCCCCUAAAGACAGUCAACUGACGUAAAUCCCCGAUAGUUUCGCUCGCCGCACUCGCUCAGUCCAUCAUCGGAAGUGUAUCUGCUGCUAGCAUAUUUUCGAUAUUGCAGAGUGCGGGUAUGGAUGGCGCCAGGUUGGUUGCGCUUAAUGGAAUCGCUGUUGGUAUUGCUGCUUUGAUUCUGUUGAUUGUGGUAGUAUGUUUGGUUAUAGUGCAGCGAAUGGAAAGGGAGAGGAGAAAGAAGGAUGAGAAGGAGAGUGAGAAGAAAAUGAAUAAGGCGUUUUGA
Molecule: messenger RNA, 428 nt
Organism: Sclerotinia trifoliorum
Lineage: Eukaryota; Fungi; Ascomycota; Leotiomycetes; Helotiales; Sclerotiniaceae
Source: the annotation of a GenBank genome assembly